GCUCGGUUCACCUUGCCGGCGACGCGGGCUCUCGCGCUUCGCUCCGCGCGCGUCUCUUCCGUGGGGUCCGAGGCCCCGCUCCGCCAUGAACCGGUGCGCCGAGGCGGCGGCCGUGGCGGCCACGGUGCCGGGCGCGGGCGUGGGGAGCGCGGGGAUGCGGCCGCAGAUGGUGCCCCGCCAGGCGUCCUUCUUCCCACCGCCCGUGCGCAACCCCUUCGUGCAGCAGACGCGCCUGGGCGCGGGGAGGCGCAUCCAGACUUUCUUUCUUGGAAUUGUCCUGCUUCCGGUUCGUGCCUUACUGCUUGGCUUAGUUUUAUUACUGGCGUGGCCAUUUGCUGCGAUUUCAACAGUAUGCUGUCCUGAUAAGCCGACCCAUCCAAUAACUGGUUGGAGGAGGAAAAUUACUCAUCCCGUUUUGAAGUUUCUGGGCCGGGCCAUGUUCUUCUCGAUGGGGUUUUCAGUUACUGUGAAAGGGAAGAUCGCAAGUCCCGUGGAAGCCCCGAUUUUUGUCGUGGCCCCCCACUCCACAUUCUUCGAUGGGAUUGCCUGUGUCGCCGCGGGGUUACCUUCCAUGGUUUCUCGCAACGAGAAUGUGCAGGUGCCUCUGAUUGGCAGACUGUUACGGGCUCUGCAGCCAGUGUUGGUAUCCCGCGUAGACCCGGAUUCCCGAAAAAACACAAUAAAUGAAAUCAUAAGGCGAGCAACCUCAGGAGGGGAAUGGCCCCAGAUACUAGUUUUCCCAGAAGGUACUUGUACUAAUCGCUCCUGUUUGAUUACUUUUAAACCAGGCGCCUUCAUCCCGGCGGUGCCCGUGCAGCCAAUCCUCCUCCGAUACCCCAACAAGCUGGACACUGUGACGUGGACAUGGCAAGGAUAUACAUUCUUUCAGCUGUGUGUGCUCACCUUCUGCCAGCCCUACACGAGGGUGGAAGUUGAGUUUAUGCCUGUUCAAGCACCGAAUGACGAAGAAAAAAGAGACCCUGUCCUAUUUGCUGGUAGAGUCCGGAAUUUGAUGGCAGAAGCUCUGGAAAUCCCCGUAACCGAUCACACCUAUGAAGACUGCAGGCUGAUGAUCUCGGCCGGGCAGCUCACCCUGCCUAUGGAAGCCGGGCUGGUGGAAUUUACCAAGAUCAGCCGGAAAUUGAAACUGGAUUGGGAUGGCAUCCGCAAGCACUUGGAUGAAUAUGCGACUAUUGCGAGCUCGUCCAAAGGGGGAAGAAUUGGAAUCGAAGAGUUUGCGGAGUAUUUGAAGCUGCCUGUUUCCGACGUGCUGAGACAGCUGUUCGCGCUCUUUGACAGGAACCACGACGGCAGCAUCGACUUCCGGGAGUACGUGAUCGGCCUGGCUGUGCUGUGCAACCCCGCCAACACCGAGGAGAUCAUCCAGGUGGCCUUCAAGCUCUUUGACCUUGAUGAGGACGGCUACAUCUCAGAGGAAGAGUUUUCCACCAUUCUGCAGGCUUCCCUCGGGGUGCCCGACCUCGAUGGUUCUGGUCUCUUCAAGGAGAUAGCCCAGGGCGAUUCUGUGUCCUAUGAGGAAUUUAAAAGCUUUGCCCUGAAGCACCCGGAAUAUGCGAGGAUCUUUACGACGUACUUGGAACUGCAGGCCGGCCACGUGUUCUCCUUACCGGAGGAGGGCCCCGCAGCGCCCGCCACGGCCAGUAAUAAAGUCAGUCCCGAGAGCCGCGAGGAGAGCCCCUCAGACAAGAAAGACGACUGAGAGCGGGCAUCCCAGGAAGGAGGACGGAGCGGUUUUCCCCCGAGAUCAGGGCGGCGUUGAUCAGUCGUGUUGUAAAUAUGAUUUGUGGAGUCAUGGCGAUGUAUACACUGGAAAACUCUGUCCUGGCUGGGUGGCUCCGUUGGCUGACCAUCCUCCCAUGCACCAAAAGGUUUCAGGGCACAUACCUAGGUUGUGGGUUCCAUCCUGGGUUGGGGCAUGUGCAGGGGUGGGCAACCGAUCUAUGU
Myotis lucifugus (little brown bat) is the source of this 1965-nucleotide messenger RNA. RefSeq names its product lysophosphatidylcholine acyltransferase 2 (gene LPCAT2). Gene Ontology annotation, molecular function: 1-acylglycerophosphocholine O-acyltransferase activity; calcium ion binding. The record is from RefSeq and is a predicted model, not a curated record. Gene Ontology annotation, cellular component: endoplasmic reticulum. NCBI's taxonomy places the organism in Eukaryota, Metazoa, Chordata, Mammalia, Chiroptera, Vespertilionidae. The coding region runs from base 86 to 1720 and encodes 544 amino acids. The transcript is spliced from 14 exons.